GGCAAACGAAACGAGGGGGAAGAGAUAGCAGAGGUGGAGCGGGUGACCCCACCCACAACGUGUCCGAUCCAAUGAGAAAGCAGGAAAGCACGAAGCCAAUGUAAAAAUUUCUUUCUCCCAAGGAGUAUCAGUGAACUUUGGUUUCUCCCUAAUUUCUCCAUUUUUCUGCGCUUCAUUCCAUCCCCCGCAUCCCACAAUGCACUCUUUCGGCUAUAGAGCCAACGCUCUGCUCACCUUUGCCGUCACCAUUCUCGCCCUCAUGUGCGCCCUCGCCUCUCUCUCUGAUAAUUUCAACUCCCCCACUCCCACCGCCCAAGUCAAGGUGCUGAACAUUAACUGGUUUCAGAAGCAGCCGAACGGCAAUGACGAGGUCAGCAUGACACUGAAUAUAUCAGCAGAUUUACAAACUCUCUUCACUUGGAACACGAAACAGGUUUUUGUUUUUGUAGCCGCCGAGUAUGAAACACCAAAGAAUUCCUUGAAUCAGAUAUCCUUGUGGGAUGGAAUCAUUCCUUCUAAAGAGCAUGCAAAGUUUUGGAUACAUACUUCAAAUAAGUACCGCUUCAUUGACCAGGGAAGCAAUUUACGGGGGAAAGAAUUCAACUUGACGUUGCACUGGCAUGUCAUGCCAAAAACAGGAAAAAUGUUUGCGGACAAAAUAGUGAUGCCAGGGUAUCGAUUGCCUCAGGAAUAUAGAUGAGUAUUUCAUUGUGUAUUGUUAAUGUUGUUGCUGUAACUUUAGACUCUAAAGGGUAUAGAAGGUCAGCUUAAAAGGAACUAGUAUCUGGGAAAUGAAUUCUUCCUUGGCAUUUGAAUACUUGAGACAUCCUAACGUUUUGCUGUCUUCA
Molecule: messenger RNA, 848 nt
Organism: Prosopis cineraria
Lineage: Eukaryota; Viridiplantae; Streptophyta; Magnoliopsida; Fabales; Fabaceae
Product: signal peptidase complex subunit 3B
Exons: 6
Coding region: 197-700 (167 amino acids)
Biological process (GO): protein targeting to ER
Cellular component (GO): membrane; signal peptidase complex
Source: RefSeq, a predicted model, not a curated record